AUAAUUUGGGGAGGUGUAUGCAGCGCACGGCCCGGUGUUCGCCUUUCCAGGUGGAACUCCAGGAGGAGCUGAAAAGAGGGGGGAACUUAACUGGGACGACUCGGCCAACCUGGAUCAGGACAGGUGAUGGAUGCAAGCCACUACUGAGGAUGCAUGACUAUGCAGCCCAUCUAAGGAAUACCAAACACACUGGAUUCCAUAUUUAAUGCACAUAUUUUCUCUUGACAAGACCAAUUUAAAACAAAAACAAAACAAAACAAUAUAGUUACCAUGACGAGGAGGCUGAUGUGAAGGAGCAACAGAGCCGCAUGCAAGCCAAGAGCCAUCAGUGACCACCAGCACAGAAAUGAAGGAGAAGUCCAAAACGGCAGCAAGGACUAGACGGGAAAAGGAGAACAGUGAAUUUUAUGAACUGGCCAAAAUGCUGCCUUUACCGUCGGCCAUUACAUCCCAACUGGACAAAGCGUCCAUCAUUAGAUUGACCACAAGCUACCUGAAGAUGAGGAUAGUCUUCCCGCAGGGUUUGGGCGAAGCUUGGGGUGUUACAAAUCGAACGAGAUCUUUGGAUAACAUUGGACGGGAGCUGGGCUCUCAUUUAUUGCAGACAUUGGAUGGCUUUAUAUUCGUUGUAGCCCCAGAUGGGAAAAUUAUGUACAUUUCAGAGACAGCUUCUGUCCAUUUAGGACUGUCCCAGGUAGAGUUGACCGGAAAUAGUAUUUAUGAAUACGUGCACCCUGCAGACCAUGAUGAGAUGACAGCGGUUCUGACGCCCCAUCAGCCCUACCAUUCACAUUUUGUACAAGAGUAUGAAGUGGAGCGAUCUUUUUUCCUGAGAAUGAAAUGUGUGUUGGCCAAAAGAAAUGCAGGCCUCACCAGUGGUGGAUACAAGGUGAUCCACUGCAGCGGCUACCUGAAGAUCCGUCAGUAUAGUUUGGACAUGGCACCUUUUGAGGGCUGCUACCAAAACGUGGGCCUGGUGGCGGUGGGACACUCUCUACCCCCCAGUGCUGUCACAGAAAUCAAACUGCACAGCAACAUGUUCAUGUUCAGAGCCAGUCUGGACAUGAAGCUCAUCUUCCUCGACUCCAGGGUUGCCGAGCUGACAGGUUACGAGCCGCAAGACCUGAUUGAGAAAACUCUUUACCAUCACGUCCACAGCUGUGACAUCUUCCACCUCCGCUGUGCCCACCACCUCCUGCUGGUAAAGGGCCAAGUCACCACUAAGUAUUACCGUUUCCUGGCCAAGCACGGCGGAUGGGUGUGGGUGCAGAGUUACGCGACUAUCGUCCACAACAGCAGGUCGUCGAGACCCCACUGCAUCGUCAGCGUCAACUACGUUCUUACGGACACAGAAUACAAGGGAAUGCAGCUGUCCCUGGACCAAAUGAGCCCUACCAAGCCUGCUUUCCCUUACAUUGACAGUCUGAGUGAAGACAGGAAGAGCACAAAGUCACGUCUGACCCAAGCAAAGGCCAAAGCCCGAGUGUCACCCUACCCGCAGCAGUUCUCAGCGUUCAACCCAGAGCGUUCCGAGUCAGACCAGGACAGCCAAUGGGGAGGGAGCCCGCUGACGGAGUCGGCCUCGCCUCAGCUGUUGGAUCCUAGCGAGGCCGCCGAGGCAUCGUGUGCCUACAGACUGUAUCCAGAAUCAGGCUCUCUGUGCUACGGUCUGGGUCUUUUGGAGGAAGAUCUCGCACAUGCUCAGACUCGUCCUCACGCGGCCGCCUGCGAUCGAGCACGAUGUCAAAGCGGACGCUACUUCUUGGGAGCUCCCCAAUCGGGAAGAGAGAUGUGGUGGGACGCCACCCGCUCCGUGCUGUCUUUACCGAAACCAUCUGCAGAGAACAGCGAAGGCUACGAAAUCACGUCCUACCACGGAGCCUUUCACGGACGAGGCCACUGGGAUGAAGAUAGCGUCAUGAGUUCUCCGGAUGGCGGAGGGUCCACCAGUGAUUCGGGUGAGCGCUACCACCAGGACCACUUCCAAGGUAGUCCUCGAGAGCCCAGCAAGAUGGAGACCCUCAUCCGUGCCACACAGCAGAUGAUCAAAGAGGAAGAGAGUCGCCUGCAGCAGCACAAACCCCCUUUGGACGUUUCAAGCCUCACCAAGUCUCACAGUCCGUGUUUUACCUCCUCCCUACCUCAUCACUCGCAGCUCAGCAUGCCAAGCGUAGUCUGCCGAGGCCCAGGAGCCCAGAGCAUCGACCUUCCCUCUGAACGCCUCCAUCAUCGGAUCAAACCGCCAGGUCCUCACGAAAACAACGACGAAAACACAACCAGUCCUGGUUCCCUGUCUCGCAUCAGCAGCCCCAGCUCUGACGGCAUCCCCAGGUCCGGUCUCCCCCUCACCAAAGACUACAUGCAGACCGAUCUGUCCCCGCAUGCGUCACAACCACAAGGGAGCCUUCUGCUCUAUCCAUCCCAGGAGAGGCAGCCUCUAGACAGGCAAGCGGCAUACGCAUUGACUGGGUACUCCCUGGAACACCUGUAUGACCCAGAGAACCUAAGGAAUUACUCCGGACUUGCUUGUGGAGGAGUCCAGUACGAUGUGGCGACACACAUGAGGAUGCAGGCGGAGCAGAUGCAGGGACACAAAGCCACCUCUGUGAUUAUAACCAACGGGAGCUGACAAUAUCUGACACUGAUAGGUCCUGUUCUCUAAAGCAUGGGAAGAUUAUCUACGCUGAGGGAUUGUUCUUGACACUGGAGCAUGCUCUUUUCCAAGAAUGUUCAUGAACUGAUCACAAAGCCAAGAGGCAAAGGUCGAGGUUUUUUUUUUCCCCCCUUCUACAUAUAUGGGGAGAAGAGUGUUAUUUUAAUGGCAGUGAACUGAAUUCCCUUCCUCCUGCAGAGGCGACCGACGUUCCGAGUCUGGUUAAACAUCAAGCCGAUGUUUGCAGCACGAAUGUCUCAUGCGCAAUUGGCUUUGUUGGUUAAUCUAUCGCGGAUUUCCAGUGGCCGUAAGAGAAUGUGUUGCUCCAUCGCCCUUUCACCUGAGAACUCCAUUGCACAGAAAAGUAGGAAUAAUGUUUCACACAAACAUGGGAAAGCAUUUCACCAGUGUAUAAUGUUGAUGGUUCUUUGUAUUUUUUUUGUCUUUAGCUAAUUUCCUGUCCAAAAAGAGUAGUUUCAAGCUAAAUGCUUCUGAUUGUAAAACUUUCACACGUCCAAAAUAUU
Molecule: messenger RNA, 3177 nt
Organism: Doryrhamphus excisus (bluestripe pipefish)
Lineage: Eukaryota; Metazoa; Chordata; Actinopteri; Syngnathiformes; Syngnathidae
Product: single-minded homolog 1-like
Biological process (GO): regulation of transcription by RNA polymerase II
Molecular function (GO): DNA-binding transcription factor activity, RNA polymerase II-specific; RNA polymerase II transcription regulatory region sequence-specific DNA binding; protein dimerization activity
Source: RefSeq, a predicted model, not a curated record